Molecule: messenger RNA, 1423 nt
Organism: Capsicum annuum
Lineage: Eukaryota; Viridiplantae; Streptophyta; Magnoliopsida; Solanales; Solanaceae
Product: chromo domain protein LHP1
Exons: 6
Coding region: 142-1113 (323 amino acids)
Biological process (GO): heterochromatin formation
Cellular component (GO): nucleus
Source: RefSeq, a predicted model, not a curated record
CCGAAUUAUAAAAAUUUAUUUUUAACAAAUGAGUAGAAAAGUUUGAAGGGAGAUUAUUUGUCAAAAAAGGACCUUCUUCAUUACCACAGUCUCUCUACACAUACACAGAGAAAAAAAACUUAAAAGAGAAAGACGAGAGAAAUGAUGAAGGCAGGGAAAAAUAAGAUUUCUGGGUUGGUAUCAGAGACAGAGACACCAUCACCACCUUUUGAGAAUGGUGUCGGUUUUGAGAAUGAUGUGGUUGCUGAAGAGGAACUUGUUGUUGAAGAUGAGAGACCACAACUAGCUGUAGGAUUUUAUGAAAUUGAAGUCGUAAGAAUGAAGAGGGUUCGUAAGGGAAAAGUUCAGUAUCUAAUCAAAUGGCGAGGCUGGCCAGAAACUGCAAACACAUGGGAACCUCUGGAGAAUCUAAUGACGUGCUAUGAUGUUAUUGAUGCAUUUGAAGAGAGCUUGCUAUCAGGAAAACAAACAUUUACACAUAAGCGUAAGCAGAUACAUGAAGUUACUCACACCCAAAUGAAGAAAAGACAGAAACAACAAGAACAACAAGAUUCACUAAUAAAUGCUACAUAUAAAGUUCCUUCAGUGAAAGUUAUACUUGAGGAACCUAUGUCUUCACAUCCUCAGGAACCUGUGCCUUCAUCACCUCAGGAAUCCCCGUCUCUACCUCCUAAGGAACCCAUGCCUUCACUUUCUCAGCAACCUUACUGCACAAGAUCUAAAAAGAGGAGGUUUGCUUCUAUUCAUAGGUUUACAAAAGACACUACUUCAUGUGUAGUAAAGAAUCCCCAAGAUGCUGCAGCAAAUGGCACUAGUGUCCAUUUGGUUGAAUUCAUGCAGCAAAAAAUUCAAAAUCAUGGAUUCAUGGGCAAUGCUUCGGGUUAUAAUAAUGAGCGUGGUGAAGAUACACAUGACAUAAUAGAAAUAAUCAAUCCCAUGAAACCUUCAAUAUCUCCUACAGCAAAUGGCUUGCAGGAGGUGUCUAUGAAAUUUUUAGCUAAGAGGUCCAAUGGAAAUACUGUUAUGGUGGAUAACAAUUUUCUGAAGAUGAAUAAUCCACUUUUGCUGAUAAACUUUUACGAGCAGCAUAUUCGAAUUCACAGUUCGCAGUGAGUGGGCUGCGGUGAAGGUGAACAUGGUCUAGCGCGACUCGUUUCUGUGUAUUUAUUGGGUGUUGGGAUUUUAUAGUGAAAGGCUAUAGGUAUUAAACUUGUUAGAUAUAUUGAUUAGGAAUUAAUAGAGUUAAGGCUGCAUACUAUUGAAAUCUUCCAUUAGCUUCAGCAGUUUUUCCCCAAAAAGGAAAACAAAAACAAAAACGAGUAGAAUUUAAAGUUUUAUUUGAGUAUCACUCGAUAUAUGCAAUGUAAAUUAUGUUAAUAUCCUUUUAAGAUAUUAGAUGGUAAAAUCAUUAUAGAUUCAACAA